AUGAGUAAAUUUUGGUCAGCCUUAAAAAGUUUUAGAUCGCAGAAAAGGAAGAAACAUGGGGAAGGAAUUGGAAAGAAAAAAUGGAAGAGACACUUCGAAAUACUGUUAGAGGCAGAUGAUAAUAAUGAAGUUAUUAACGCCGAAGGACAAAGAGAAGAGGAAGAAGUAGAAAGGGCAGGAAAUAGAAACGAGGAUGGGGAAGUCGCACAAAACGAAGAAGAGAAACAAGAGGCAGAAGAAAUACUAAAUAGGGAUAUUUCAUUGGAAGAAUUUUUAAAAUGUUUAAAGAAAAUGAAGAACGGAAAAGCAGCUGGGGAAGAUGGAAUAGCAAUAGAGUUCUUUAAAGAACUCGAUGGAGUUUGGAAGUUGGAAUGUCAUGAGACAAUAAAUGAAUUAUGGAAGAGUGGACAAAUAGCGAAGGGAUGGGAAAAAGCAAAUAUAUCCUCGAUUUUUAAAGGUGGAGAAGAGAACGACACUGGAAAUUACAGAGGAGUCUCACUGCUGGACACCGGAUAUAAAAUACUUGCCUCGUUAAUGGACGAACGUAUAAGAGAAUGGAUGGAAAUCGUUAUAGAGAAUCUCAAGCGGGCUUCAGGAAAAAAAGGUCAACGAGGGAUCACAUAUUCGUCUUUAAUGCGCUGA
Leptopilina boulardi is the source of this 642-nucleotide messenger RNA. RefSeq lists its product as uncharacterized. Bases 1 to 642 code for a protein of 213 amino acids. The record is from RefSeq and is a predicted model, not a curated record. The transcript has a single exon. Lineage: Eukaryota; Metazoa; Arthropoda; Insecta; Hymenoptera; Figitidae.